Engraulis encrasicolus (European anchovy) is the source of this 1092-nucleotide messenger RNA. RefSeq names its product R3H domain containing-like (gene r3hdml). The transcript is spliced from 9 exons. Lineage: Eukaryota; Metazoa; Chordata; Actinopteri; Clupeiformes; Engraulidae. Bases 1 to 1092 code for a protein of 363 amino acids. The record is from RefSeq and is a predicted model, not a curated record.
AUGGACGACAGUAGAGCUCAGCAGCAGAAGCGGUGCAUGGCCAAGGGAGCAGCAGGAGUUGGAGGUUUUGCUGAUUUAUUCCCUCUCUCUGUGUCUCACAUCUUCCACCGCCUCUCUGCCAUGACUAUGUCAGAGGGCUUGUUUGCAGAGGUCAGUGUUUCAGUGAGGAUCCUCUGCUGCCGCACCGCAACGCGCCGCACCGACCGCCAGGGUAAAACUCACACUGCUGAUGAAGCUGCUGCUUUCCUCUUCCCUAGACGGAUGCAAGUCAUGCCCGCCCCUCUCGCAUCACACCUCCUCUUUGCUGCCAUCUGGUGGGCAACUGCAGUCUCAACAGCCGCCGCGCUACCAACCAACAGCACCCUAGUGCCGAGUAGUAGCAGUCGUGGUCCUUCACCCAGCAUAAGUCUCGACGGUGAGGAGGAGUUGCGGUCUGCUAAUGUGAUGGGUGUAGCGGUGGGCGUCUCUGUGCCCCGCGUGAGGCGCCGACGGGCCAUCUCGGCCAGAGACAUGGCAGCCCUGCUGGAGUACCACAACCGCGUGCGCUCACAAGUCUCCCCAACAGCCGCCAACAUGGAGUACAUGGUUUGGGAUGAGAGUUUAGCCCGGUCGGCUGAGUCGUGGGCCUCCCUGUGCAUCUGGGACCAUGGCCCCCCACACCUCAUGAAGCACACCGGCCAGAACCUCUCCAUCAACUCUGGCGGGUAUCGCUCGGUCAUUGAUCUGGUGCGUUCAUGGCAUGAUGAGAAGAACGCCUUCUCCUACCCCAACUACUGCACUGGUUCAGUGUGCUCGCACUACACACAGAUGGUGUGGGCCAGUACCAGCAGGAUGGGCUGUGCCAUCAACAAGUGCUCCAACAUGUACGUGUUUGGCAGCACCUGGCAACAAGCAGUCAUAUUAGUAUGCAACUACUCCAUUAAAGGUAACUGGGUGGGAGAGGCUCCUUACAAACGGGGCAAGCCGUGCUCCGCCUGUCCGUCAAGCUACGGAGGGACGUGUUCCAGAAACCAGUGCUCCACCCGCUCCAUACGUCAUGUCCAAUCAUCACGCGCCACCACGUUCAAAAAGUACAAGUCGUGGUACAAUUGA